Messenger RNA from Cercocebus atys (sooty mangabey), 15680 nucleotides. It is a transcript of the gene HMCN2, whose product is annotated as hemicentin 2. Gene Ontology annotation, cellular component: neuronal cell body; plasma membrane; axon. Bases 88 to 15276 code for a protein of 5062 amino acids. The transcript has 97 exons. Gene Ontology annotation, biological process: homophilic cell-cell adhesion; synapse organization. NCBI's taxonomy places the organism in Eukaryota, Metazoa, Chordata, Mammalia, Primates, Cercopithecidae. Gene Ontology annotation, molecular function: axon guidance receptor activity; calcium ion binding. The record is from RefSeq and is a predicted model, not a curated record.
GCCUGCAGCCGCUGUGUGCACCGAGUCGGCCGUCUUGCUCCAACCUGCGCCUCCACUGCAGCACCCGCAGCCAGAGCCACGCUCAGCAUGAUGCCCGGGGCGCCGCUCCUGCGGCUGCUGACCGUGGUCUCUGUGGCAGCGGCGGUGGCCGGAGUUCCCGGGACGGUAAUGCCCCCCACCACGGGGGACGCCACCCUGGCCUUCGUUUUCGACGUCACUGGCUCCAUGUGGGACGACCUGAUGCAGGUGAUAGACGGCGCCUCGCGCAUUCUGGAACGCAGUCUGAGCCGCCGCAGCCAGGCCAUUGCCAACUACGCACUGGUGCCCUUCCACGACCCAGAUAUUGGCCCAGUGACCCUCACAGCGGACCCCGCGGUGUUUCAGAGGGAGCUGAGAGAACUCUAUGUGCAGGGAGGUGGUGACUGCCCGGAGAUGAGUGUGGGGGCCAUUAAGGCUGCCGUGGAGGUUGCCAACCCCGGCUCCUUCAUCUACGUCUUCUCGGAUGCCCGCGCCAAAGACUAUCACAAGAAGGAAGAGCUGCUGCGUCUCCUGCAGCUCAAACAAUCACAGGUGGUCUUUGUGCUGACGGGGGACUGUGGCGACCGCACCCAUCCUGGCUACCUGGCCUAUGAGGAGAUCGCUGCCACCAGCUCUGGGCAGGUAUUCCACCUGGACAAGCAGCAAGUGACAGAGGUGCUGAAGUGGGUGGAGUCGGCGAUCCAGGCCUCCAAGGUGCACCUGCUGUCCACAGACCACGAGGAGGAGGGGGAGCACACAUGGAAACUCCCCUUUGACCCCAGCCUGAAGGAGGUCACCAUCUCAUUGAGUGGGCCAGGGCCUGAGAUUGAAGUCCAAGAUCCACUGGGGAGGAUCCUGCAGGAGGACGAGGGCCUCAAAGUGCUUCUCAACAUCCCUGACUCGGCCAAGGUCGUAGCCUUUAAGCCUGAGCAUCCCGGGCUGUGGUCCAUCAAGGUCUAUAGCAGUGGCCGCCAUUCCGUGAGGAUCACAGGCGUCAGCAACAUUGACUUCCGAGCCGGCUUCUCCACUCAGCCCUCGCUGGACCUCAACCGCACCCUCGAGUGGCCCUUGCAAGGGGUCCCCAUCUCCCUGGUGAUCAAUUCCACGGGCCUGCAGGCACCUGGCCUCCUAGACUCGGUGGAGCUGGCACAGAGCUCAGGGAAGCCCCUCCUGACCCUGCCCAUGAAGACCCUCUCCAAUGGCUCCACCCACCAGCUGUGGGGCGGGCCGCCCUUCCACACCCCCAAGGAGCGCUUCUACCUCAAGGUGAAGGGCAAGGACCAUGAGGGAAACCCCCUCCUUCGUGUCUCUGGAGUGUCCUACAGUGGGAUGGCCCCAGGCGCUCCCCUCGUCAGCAUGGCCCCCAGGAUCCAUGGCUACCUGCACCAGCCCCUGCUGGUCUCCUGCUCGGUGCACAGCGCCCUUCCCUUCCGGCUGCAGCUGCGGCGAGGUGAAGCCAGGCUGGGCGAAGAGAGGCACUUUCAGCAGUCAGGAAACAGCAGCUGGGAGAUCCCGCGGGCCUCCAAGGCCGAGGAGGGCACGUAUGAGUGCACAGCCAUCAGCAGGGCUGGGAUCGGGCGAGCAAAGGCCCAGAUUGUCGUCACAGAUCCCCCGCCGCAGCUGGUCCCUGCUCCCAACGUGACCGUGUCCCCAGGGGAGACUGCCAUCCUAUCCUGCCAGGUCCUAGGCGAGGCCCCCUACAACCUGACGUGGGUCCGGGACUGGCGAGUCCUGCCGGCCUCCAUGGGCCGAGUCGCCCAGCUGGCUGACCUGUCCCUGGAGGUCAGGGGCGUCAUCCCCACAGAUGGCGGGAGGUACCAGUGCAUGGCCAGCAACGCCAAUGGGGUCACAAGGGCAUCCGUCUGGCUCCUGGUGCGAGAGGCCCCACAGGUCAGCAUCCACACCAGCUCCCAGCACUUCUCCCAGGGUGUGGAGGUGAAGGUCAGCUGCUCAGCCUCUGGGUACCCCACACCCCACAUCUCCUGGAGCCGUGAGGGCCAAACCCUACAAGAGGACAGCAGAAUCCAUGUGGACGCACAGGGAACCUUGAUUAUUCAGGCGGUAGCCCCAGAAGAUGCUGGGAAUUACAGCUGCCAGGCGACUAAUGAGGUUGGCACUGACCAGGAGACGGUCACCCUCUACUACACAGACCCACCGUCGAUCUCUGCUGUAAAUGCUGUGGUGCUGGCGGCCGUUGGGGAGGAGGCUGUGCUGGUGUGUAAGGCGUCUGGGGUCCCCCCACCCCGAGUCAUCUGGUAUCGAGGGGGUCUUGAAAUGAUCCUGGCCCCUGAGGGCUCCAGCUCUGGGAAGCUACGGAUCCCGGUGGCUCAGGAGAGAGAUGCUGGCAUCUACACUUGCCGGGCUGUCAAUGAGUUGGGUGACGCCUCUGCAGAAAUCCAGCUGGCGGUUGGACAUGCGCCCCAGCUGACGGAGCUGCCCCGGGAUGUCACUGUGGAACUGGGAAGGAGUGCCCUCUUGGCAUGCCGGGCCACAGGCCGCCCGCCCCCGAUGGUCACCUGGCGCCGUGGAGACGGCCAGCCUCUGGGACUCAGGCUGGGGGCCGGGCGAGGCAGCAAGUCUCGGCAGCCAGAUUCGGGAAUGCUGUUCUUUGAAAGUGUGGCCCCAGAAGACCAGGCCUCGUAUGUCUGUGAAGCUCGAAAUGUCUUUGGGAAGGUCCAAGCCGAGGCCCAGCUCAUCGUCACUGGUCACGCCCCGCCACAGAUCGCCAGCAGCGCCCCCACCGUCCGGGUCCUGGAGGGGCAACCUGUGUCCCUGCCCUGCAUCGUCCUGGCUGGGAGGCCCCUCCCGGAAAGGCACUGGCUCAAGGAUGGCCGGCCCCUCCCAUCUGGUAACCGGCAUUCCAUCCGAGCGGAUGGCAGCCUCCACCUUGACCGAGCGUUGCAGGAGCACGCGGGGAGGUACCGGUGUGUGGCCACCAACACGGCCGGCUCUCGGCAUCGGGACGUGGAGCUGGUGGUCCAGGUGCCACCUAGAAUCCAUCCUACUGCCACCCACCACAUCACCAAUGAAGGGGUUCCGGCCUCUCUCCCCUGCGUCGCUUCAGGAGUUCCCGCCCCCACCAUCACCUGGACCAAGGAAACCAAUGCCCUGACCUCCAGAGGUCCCCACUACAAUGUGAGUAAGGAGGGCACCCUGCUCAUCGCCCAGCCGUCCGCCCAGGAUGCAGGGGCCUAUGUCUGCACGGCUACCAACACCGUGGGCUUCUCCAGCCAGGAGAUGCGGCUUUCUGUCAACACCAAACCCAGGAUCCACAUGAAUGGGUCACAUAAUGCAGAUGUGCCUCUGAGAGUCACAGCGAAGGCUGGCGAAGAGGUGACCCUGGAUUGCGAGGCCGAGGGCUCCCCACCCCCACUGGUCACCUGGACGAAGGACUCCCACCCUGUACCGCCCAUCACCAACAGGCAUGGCCUCCUCCCGUCUGGCUCUCUGCGUCUGGCCCAGGUCCAGGUGGGUGACAGCGGCCACUACGAGUGCACAGCCAGUAACCCUGCGGGGUCCACCUCCCGGCGCUACGUCCUUGGGGUGCAAGUCCCCCCUCAGGUGCAGCCAGGCCCUCGGGUUCUGAAGGUGCUGGUGGGAGAAGCCCUGGAUCUGAACUGUGUGGCUGAGGGUAACCCAGAGCCCCAGCUGAACUGGUCCAAGGAUGGCGUGGUCCUGCGGGGCCGCGGGCCUGAGGACUCCGUCCACUUCGCAGCCGUCAGAACCUCUGAUGCCGGGAGGUACCGCUGUGAGGCCUCCAACAGUGCCGGGGUGGACGCCUGGGAGGUGGAGCUCAGGGUUCUGGAGCCACCACACUGGGGUGCUGAUGAGACCAGCGGCCUGCUGGAGCGAGUGGCCGGAGAGAACGCCAGCCUGCCGUGCCCCGCCAGAGGAACGCCCAAGCCGCAGGUCACAUGGCGGAAGGGCCUGUCCUCGGAGCCCCUGCAUGACCGGCCAGGUGUGGCGGUGCUGGAAGAGGGGUCUCUAUUCCUGGCCUCCGUCUCACCCACGGACAGUGGAGACUACGAGUGCCAGGCCACCAACGAGGUGGGCUCCACGUCCAGGAGAGCCAAGCUGGUGGUCUAUGUGCCCCCCAGCAUCCGGGAGGACGGGCGCAAGGCCAACGUGUCGGGCAUGGCCGGGCAGUCCCUGACGCUGGAGUGUGACGCGAACGGCUUUCCAGUCCCUGAGAUCGUGUGGCUGAAGGACGGGCAGCUGAUCCCUAAGGUGGGUGGCCACCGCCUGCUGGACAGGGGCCAGUCCCUCCACUUCCCCAGGAUCCAGGAGGAUGAUUCUGGGCUCUACUCCUGCCGGGCAGAGAACCAAGCUGGGACCGCCCAGAGGGACUUCCGUCUCCUUGUGCUCACCCCUCCUUCCGUGCUUGGAGCCGGGGUCGCUCAGGAGGUGCUGGGAUUGGCUGGUGCAGACGUGGAGCUGCAGUGUUGGACCUCAGGGGUCCCCACGCCCCAGGUGGAGUGGACCAAGGACAGGCAGCCUGUCCUUCCGGGAGGCCCUCACCUGCAGGUCCAGGAGGAUGGCCAGGUUCUCAGGAUCACCAGCAGUCACGUGGGGGAUGAGGGACGAUACCAGUGUGUGGCCUUCAGCCCAGCUGGUCAGCAGGCCAGGGACUUCCAGCUCCGAGUUCAUGCGCCCCCCACUAUCUGGGGCUCCAACGAGACAGGUGAGGUGGCUGUCAUGGAGGGCCACCUGGUGCAGCUUCUGUGCGAGGCCCGAGGAGUGCCCACCCCAAACAUCACCUGGUUCAAGGACGGGGCCCUGCUCCCCUCCAGCACCGAGGUGGUCUACACUAGGGGCGGUCGGCAGUUGCAGCUGGGGAGGGCCCAGAGCUCAGAUGCCGGCGUCUACACCUGCAAGGCCAGCAAUGCUGUGGGGGCCGCAGAGAAGGCCACCAGGCUGGACGUUUAUGUCCCACCCACCAUUGAGGGCGCCGGUGGAAGACCAUACGUGGUGAAGGCUGUGGCUGGGAGGCCCGUGGCGCUGGAGUGCGUGGCCAGAGGCCACCCGCCCCCGACCCUCUCCUGGCACCACGAAGGGCUGCCCGUGGCAGAGAGUAACGAGUCUCAGCUGGAGACAGGAGGCCGCGUGCUAAGGCUGGAGAGCCCGGGGGAGGCAUCCACGGGCCUGUACAGCUGUGUGGCCAGCAGCCCUGCCGGGGAAGCCGUGCUGCAGUACUCCGUGGAGGUGCAGGUGCCCCCACAGCUCCUGGUGGCUGAAGGCUUGGGACAGGUGACCACCAUCGUGGGACAGCCCCUGGAACUUCCCUGCCAGGCCUCAGGCUCCCCAGUACCCACUAUCCAGUGGCUGCAGAAUGGUCGCCCAGCUGAGGAGCUGGCCGGCGUGCAGGUGGCCUCACAGGGGACCACACUGCACAUUGACCAUGUGAAGCUGGACCACUCAGGCCUCUUCGCCUGCCAGGCCACCAAUGAGGCGGGCACUGCCGGGGCCGAGGUGGAGGUGUCUGUGCAUGAGUUCCCAUCUGUCAGUAUCAUUGGGGGUGAGAACAUCACAGCUCCUUUCCUGCAGCCUGUGACCCUCCGAUGUGUAGGGGAUGGGGUGCCUACCCCAAGCCUCCGUUGGUGGAAGGAUGGUGUAGCCCUGGCAGCCUUUGGGGGGAACCUGCAGAUUGAGAAGGCGGACCUAAGGGACGAGGGCAUCUACACUUGUGCCGCUACCAACCUGGCUGGGGAGAGCAAGAGGGAAGUGGCCCUGAAGGUUUUGGUGCCCCCCAACAUCGAGCCAGGCCCAGUCAACAAGGCAGUGCUGGAAAAUGCCUCAGUGACCUUGGAGUGUCUGGCUUCGGGCGUGCCUCCUCCUGAUGUCUCCUGGUUCAAGGGCCACCAACCUGUCUCUUCUUGGAUGGGAGUGACAGUAUCAGCGGAUGGGAGAGUUCUCCGCAUUGAGCAAGCCCAGCUUUCUGAUGCUGGGAGCUACCGCUGUGUGGCAUCCAAUGUGGCAGGUAGCACAGAGCUGCAGUUUGGCCUACGGGUCAAUGUGCCCCCUCGAAUCACGCUGCCACCCAGCCUGCCAGGCCCUGUGUUGGUCAACACCCCUGUCCGUCUGACCUGCAAUGCCACCGGUGCCCCCGGCCCCAUACUGAUGUGGCUGAAGGAUGGAAACCCUGUGUCCCCUGCAGGGACCCCUGGCUUGCAGGUCUUCCCUGGGGGCCGGGUCCUCACCUUGACCAGCGCCCGGGCCUCCAACUCUGGGAGGUACUCCUGCGUGGCUGUGAGCGCGGUGGGCGAGGACCGCCGGGAUGUCGUGCUGCAAGUCCACAUGCCCCCGAGUAUCCUCGGAGAAGAGCUGAAUGUGUCCGUCGUGGCCAAUGAGUCAGUGGCCCUGGAGUGCCAGAGCCACGCCAUGCCCCCUCCUGUGCUGAGCUGGUGGAAGGACGGGCGGCCCCUGGAACCACGGCCUGGAGUCCACCUCUCCGCAGACAAAGCCUUGCUGCAGGUGGACAGAGCUGAUGUGUGGGAUGCGGGCCGCUAUACCUGUGAGGCGCUGAAUCAGGCCGGCCGCUCAGAGAAACACUACAAUCUCAACGUCUGGGUCGCUCCAGUGUUCCCCUCGAGGGAAUCCCACACCCUGACUGUGAGCGAGGGACAUCCUGCCAGGCUGUCCUGCGAAUGCCGGGGCGUCCCCUUCCCCAAGAUCUCCUGGAGGAAGGACGGUCAACCCCUCCCCGGGGAGGGGGCUGGCCUCCAGCAGGUGUCGGCUGUGGGGAGGCUGCUGUACCUGGGACAGGCCCAGCUGGCUCAAGAAGGAACAUACACCUGUGAGUGCAGCAACGUGGCGGGGAACAGCAGCCAGGACCUGCAGCUGGAGGUGCACGUUCCCCCUCAGAUUGCCGGUCCCCAGGAGCUUCCCACACAGGUCUCCGUGGUCCAGGAUGGAGUGACCACUCUGGAGUGCAACGCCACAGGGAAACCCCCUCCGACAGUGACAUGGGAGCAGGAUGGCCAGCCCGUGGGGGCCGAACUGGGCCUGCAGCUGCAGAACCAGGGUCAGAGCCUGCGUGUAGAGCGGGCCCGGGCUGCCCACGCCGGACGCUACAGCUGUGUGGCCGAGAACCUGGCUGGGAGGGCAGAGAGGAGGUUUGAGCUCUCUGUGCUGGGUGAGGACUGGCAGCUGCUGGAGGAGGGUGGGUUGGGGCAGAUUAGAGCAGGCAAGGCCGGUUCAAUCUCCAGGCGCAGCCCUCAGGCUGUGAUCCUUGGGUCACACCUGUUCUUUCUGGAAGCCAGCCCUGUGGCGGCCACCUGCUCGCCCCUCCUAGGUGUACCUCCGUUUUACGGAGGACAGCUCUGCUCCUCAAUCCACUUCUCGCUCCUCAGACUCCCCAAUUGGGCGAUUCCUCCCAGUAUUGAGAACGAGGACCUGGAGGAGGUGAUCAAAGUCCCUGAGGGACAGACUGCCCAUCUGAUGUGCAACGUCACAGGCCACCCACAGCCCAAGCUCACGUGGUUCAAAGAUGGCCGGCCCCUGGCUGGUGGAGACGCCCACCAUAUCUCCCCAGACGGAGUCCUCCUGCAGGUCCUCCAGGCAAACUUGUCCAGUGCUGGCCACUACUCCUGCAUUGCAGCCAACGCCGUUGGGGAGAAGACCAAACACUUCCAGUUCAGUGUCCUGUUGGCUCCCACCAUCCUGGGAGUGGCUGAGGACAGUGCAGAUGAGGAGGUGACCGUGACCAUCAACAACCCCAUCUCUCUGAUCUGCGAGGCGCUGGCCUUCCCUUCCCCCAACAUCACCUGGAUGAAGGACGGGGUCCCUUUUGAGGCCUCUAGGAACAUCCACCUGCUCCCAGGUACCCACGGGCUGCAGAUCCUGAAUGCCCAGAAGGAAGAUGCCGGUCAGUAUACCUGCGUGGUCACCAACGAGCUCGGGGAGGCCGUGAAAAACUACCACGUGGAAGUGCUCAUCCCCCCUUCCAUCUCCAAAGACGACCCCUUAGGGGAGGUCGGCGUGAAGGAGGUGAAGACCAAGGUCAACAGCACCUUGACCCUGGAGUGUGAGAGCUGGGCUGCGCCCCCACCCACCAUCCACUGGUACAAGGAUGGACAGCCCGUGACCCCCAGCCCGCGGCUGCAUGUCCUGGGCGAAGGGCGACUGCUCCAGAUCCAGCCCACGCAGGUCUCAGACUCAGGGCGGUACCUGUGUGUGGCCACCAACGUGGCUGGCGAGGAUGACCAGGACUUCAACGUGCUCAUCCAGGUGCCCCCCAUGUUCCAGAAGGUGGGUGAUGCCAGUGCAGCCUUCGAGAUCCUGUCCCGAGAGCAGGAGGCCCGGGGCGGAGUAACGGAAUACAGGGAGAUUGUGGAGAACAACCCAGCCUACCUGUACUGCGACACCAACGCAAUCCCACCCCCGGAGCUCACCUGGUACAAAGAGGAUCGACCCCUCUCGGCCGGGGAUGGGGUGUCUGUGCUGCAAGGAGGCCGGGUCCUGCAGAUCCCCCUGGUGCGGGCGGAGGAUGCCGGGAAGUACUCUUGCAAGGCAUCCAACGAGGUGGGCGAGGACUGGCUGCACUACGAGCUGCUGGUGCUGACCCCACCUGUGAUCCUGGGCGCCACAGAGGAGCUGGUGGAAGAGGUGACGGUGAAUGCCAGCAGCACCGUCAGCCUGCAGUGCCCGGCCCUGGGAAACCCCGUGCCCACCAUCUCGUGGCUCCAGAAUGGGCUGCCUGUCUCCCCGAGCCCACGGCUGCAGGUCCUGGAGGACGGGCAAGUCUUGCAGGUUUCCACGGCAGAGGUGGCCGACGCUGCCAGCUACAUGUGUGUGGCUGAGAACCAGGCGGGCUCCGCUGAGAAGCUCUUCACCCUCAGGGUUCAAGUCCCGCCACGAAUCGCAGGCCUGGACUUGGAGCAGGUCACUGCCAUCCUCAACAGCAGCGUCUCCCUCCCUUGCGAUGUCCACGCUCACCCAAACCCCGAGGUCACAUGGUACAAGGACAGCCAGGCCCUCUCCCUGGGUGAAGAAAUCUUCCUCCUUCCUGGUACCCACACGCUGCAGCUGGGGCGAGCACGGCUGUCGGACUCCGGGACAUACAUAUGCGAAGCCCUCAACGCUGCCGGCCGAGACCAGAAGCUGGUGCAGCUCAGUGUUCUGGUUCCCCCUGCCUUCAGGCAGGCUCCCAGCGGCCCCCACGGUGCGGUCCUGGUGAGGGUCGGGGACAGAGCUGUCCUGAGCUGCGAGACAGAUGCACUCCCUGAGCCAACUGUGACCUGGUACAAGGAUGGGCAGCCCCUUGUCCUGGCGCAGCAGACCCAGGCUCUGCAGGGUGGGCAGAGGCUGGAGAUCCAGGAGGCCCAGGUGUCGGAUAAAGGUUUAUACAGCUGCAAAGUCAGCAACGUGGCUGGGGAGGCUGUGCGGACUUUCACCCUCACCGUCCAGGUGCCCCCAACAUUUGAGAACCCCAAGACAGAGACAGUGAGCCAGGUGGCUGGGAGCCCCCUGGUCCUGACCUGUGAUGUGUCCGGGAUCCCUGCACCCACGGUCACUUGGCUGAAGGACAGGAUGCCCGUGGAGAGCAGCGUGGUGCACGGUGUGGUCUCCCGGGGGGGACGCCUCCUACUGAGCCGCCUGCAACCGACCCAGGCAGGCACCUACACAUGUGUGGCUGAGAACACCCAGGCCGAGGCCCGCAAGGACUUCGUGGUCGCAGUGCUGGUGCCCCCCCGGAUCCGGAGCUCGGGCACCGCGCAGGAGCACCACAUCUUGGAAGGGCAGGAGGUGCGGCUGGACUGUGAGGCCGAUGGGCAGCCGCUGCCGGACGUGGCCUGGCUGAAGGAUGGCAGCCCGCUGGGCCAGGACAUGGGCCCCCACCUCCGGUUCUACCUGGAUGGCGGCUCCCUGGUGCUAAAAGGCCUGAGGGCCUCGGACGCGGGUGCCUACACCUGCGUGGCCCACAACCCAGCCGGGGAGGACGCCAGGCUGCACACGGUGAACGUGCUGGUUCCUCCCACCAUUGAGCAGGGAGCAGACGGCUCGGGGGCCCUGGUGAGCAGGCCUGGGGAGCUGGUGACCAUGGCAUGCCCCGUACGGGGCUCCCCGCCCAUCCAUGUGAGCUGGCUCAAGGACGGCCUGCCCCUCCCGCUCUCCCAGCGCACCCUCCUCCACGGCUCUGGCCGCACCCUCAGGAUUUCCCAGGUGCAAUUGGCAGAUGCCGGCAUCUUCACCUGUGUGGCCUCGAGCCCAGCUGGCGUGGCGGACAGGAACUUCACCUUGCAGGUGCAGGUGCCCCCUGUCCUGGAGCCGGUGGAGUUCCAGAAUGAGGUGAUGGUGGUUCGUGGCUCCCCAGUGGAACUCCCAUGCGAGGCCCGGGGCGUUCCCCUGCCUCUCGUGUCGUGGAUGAAGGACGGGGAGCCCUUGUUGUCCCAGAGCCUUGAGCAGGGGCCCAGCCUGCAGCUGGAGACAGUGGGAGCUGGUGACUCGGGGACCUACUCCUGUGUGGCCGUGAGCGAGGCCGGGGAAGCCAGGAGGCAUUUCCAGCUGACCGUCAUGGAGCCCCCUCACAUUGAGGACUCGGGCCAGCCUACAGAGCUGUCGCUGACCCCCGGUGCCCCCAUGGAGCUCCUCUGUGAGGCCCAGGGCACCCCCCAGCCCAACAUCACCUGGCAUAAGGACGGGCAGGCCCUGACCAGGCUGGAGAACAGCAGCAGAGCCACACGGGUGCUCUGGGUGGAGAGUGUGCAGGUUGGGGAUGCCGGGCUGUACACUUGCCUGGCUGAAAGCCCUGCAGGUGCAGUCGAGAAGAGCUUCCGGGUCAGGGUUCAAGCCCCUCCAAACAUUGUUGGGCCCCGAGGCCCCCGCUUUGUGGUCGGCCUGGCCCCGGGGCAGCUGGUCCUGGAGUGUUCGGUGGAGGCAGAGCCAGCGCCCGAGAUCACGUGGCACCGAGAUGGCAUCGUGCUGCAGGAGGACGCCCACACACAGUUCCCAGAGCGGGGCAGGUUCCUCCAGCUGCAGGCCUUGAGCACGGCUGACAGCGGCGACUACAGCUGCACAGCCCGCAACGCUGCAGGCAGCACCAGCGUGGCCUUCCGCGUGGAGAUCCACACGGUGCCCACCAUCCGGUCGGGACCACCUGCAGUGAACGUCUCAGUGAACCAGACAGCCCUGCUGCCCUGCCAGGCCGACGGUGUGCCCACACCCCUCGUGAGCUGGCGGAAGGAUGGAGCACCCCUGGAUCCCAGGAGCCCCAGGUUCGAAGUUCUGCCUGAGGGUUCCCUGAAAAUUCAGCCAGUCCUUGCCCAGGACGCCGGCCACUACCUCUGCCUGGUAUCCAACUCUGCUGGAUCCGAUCGCCAAGGCCGCGACCUACGGGUCUUUGAGCCUCCAGCCAUCGCCCCCAGCCCCUCCAACCUGACUCUGACCGCCCACACCCCAGCCUCGCUGCCCUGCGAGGCCAGCGGCUCCCCUAAGCCCCUGGUGGUCUGGUGGAAGGACGGACAGAAGCUGGACUUCCGCCUGCAGCAGGGCGCCUACCGGCUCCUGCCCUCCAAUGCCCUGCUCCUUGCGGCCCCUGGCCCCCAGGACUCAGCCCAGUUUGAGUGCGUGGUGAGCAAUGAGGUGGGCGAGGCCCGCAGGCUCUACCAGGUGACCGUCCAUGUGCCUCCCACCAUUGCUGACGACCAGACAGACUUCACCGUGACCAUGAUAGCACCCGUGGUCCUCACAUGUCACAGCACAGGCGUACCAGCUCCGACCGUGUCCUGGAGCAAGGCAGGUGCCCAGCUAGGAGCUCGGGGAAGCAGCUAUCGUGUCUCACCAUCGGGCGCCCUGGAGAUCAGGCAGGCCCUCCCCAUCCAUGCAGGCCGCUACACCUGCACAGCCCGCAACUCUGCCGGCGUCGCCCACAAGCACGUCUUCCUCACCGUGCAAGCCUCCCCGGUGGUGAAGCCGCUGCCCAGCGUGGUUCGGGCAGUGGCAGAGGAGGAGGUGCUGCUGCCCUGCGAGGCCUCAGGCAUCCCCCGGCCGACCAUCACCUGGCAGAAGGAAGGGCUCAACGUCCCUGCGGGAGUGAGUACCCAGGUCCUACCGGGCGGACAGCUGCGGAUUGCCCAUGCCAGCCCGGAGGAUGCUGGAAACUAUCUCUGCAUCGCCAAGAACAGUGCAGGCAGCGCCAUGGGGAAGACACGGCUGGUGGUGCAAGUCCCACCAGUGAUCGAGAAUGGCCUCCCAGACCUGUCUACCACCGAAGGCUCCCACGCAUUCUUGCCUUGCAAGGCCAGGGGCAGUCCUGAGCCCAACAUCACCUGGGACAAAGAUGGCCAGCCUGUGUCAGGCGCCGAGGGGAAGUUCACCAUCCAGCCUUCUGGGGAGUUGCUGGUGAAGAACUUGGAGGGCCAGGACGCAGGCACCUAUACCUGUACCGCUGAGAAUGCCGUGGGCCGGGCCCGCCGCCGCGUGCACCUCACCAUCCUGGCGCUGCCUGUGUUCACCACCCUGCCUGGGGACCGCAGCCUGCGCCUUGGGGACAGGCUGUGGCUUCGCUGUGCAGCCCGGGGCAGCCCCACCCCUCACAUUGGCUGGACUGUCAACGACCGGCCAGUCACAGAAGGGGUGUCUGAGCAGGAUGGAGGCAGCACGCUGCAGCGGGCCUCUGUCUCCAGAGAAGACAGCGGGACCUAUGUCUGCUGGGCGGAGAACAGAGUGGGCCGCACGCAGGCGGUCAGCUUCGUCCACGUGAAGGAGGCUCCUGUCCUACAAGGGGAGGCUUUCUCCUACCUGGUGGAACCUGUAGGAGGCAGCAUUCAGCUAGACUGUGUGGCGCGUGGAGACCCAGUGCCAGCCAUCCGCUGGGUCAAAGAUGGCCUUCCACUGCGGGGCAGCCGCCUCCGGCACCAGCUGCGGAAUGGCUCACUGACCAUCCGCAGGACUGAGAGGGACGAUGCGGGACAGUACCAGUGCCUGGCAGAGAACGAGAUGGGCAUGGCGAAGAAAGUGGUGAUCCUCGUCCUGCAGAGUGCUCCGGUGUUCCAGGUGGAGCCCCAGGACAUGACAGUGAGAUCCGGGGAUGACGUGGCUCUGCGAUGCCAGGCCACUGGAGAGCCCAUACCCACCAUUGAAUGGUUGAGGGCGGGUCAACCCUUGCGGGCCAGCCGGCGACUCCGGACCCUGCCUGAUGGGAGCCUGUGGCUGGAGAAUGUGGAGACUGGGGAUGCAGGCACCUACGACUGCGUCGCUCACAAUCUCCUGGGCUCUGCCACAGCCCGGGCGUUCCUGGUCGUGAGAGGGGAACCCCGGGGGAGCUGGGGCAGCAUGAUUGGGGUGAUCAAUGGCCGGAAAUUUGGCGUGGCCAGACUCAACACCAGCGUGAUGCAGGAGGUGCGCUCCGGGGUCAGCAGCAUCCGCAGCAGCAUCCACCAUGUCCCAGCAAAUGUGGGACCUCUGAUGCGGGUACUCCUGGUCACCAUCGCCCCCAUCUACUGGGCCCUGGCCAGAGAGAGUGGGGAAGCCCUGAAUGGCCACUCCCUGACCGGGGGCAGGUUCCGGCAGGAGUCACACGUGGAGUUUGCUACAGGGGAGCUGCUCACGAUGACCCAGGUGGCCCGGGGCCUGGAUCCCGAUGGCCUCCUGCUCCUCGACGUGGUGGUCAAUGGCGUUGUCCCCGAGAGCCUGGCUGACGCAGAUCUUCAAGUGCAGGACUUUGAGGAGCGCUAUGUGCAAACAGGGCCUGGCCAGCUAUUUGUGGACUCCACACAGCACUUCUUUCAGGGCAGCCUCCCCUCGUUCCUGCGCUGCAACCACAGCAUCCAGUACAACGCAGCCCGGGGCCCCCAGCCCCAGCUGGUGCAGCACCUGCGGGCCUCAGCUAUCAGCUCGGCCUUUGACCCACAGGCCGAGGCUCUGCGCUUCCAGCUCACUACAGCCCUGCAGGCGGAGGAGAACGAGGUCGGCUGCCCCGAGGGCUUUGAGCUGGACUCCCAGGGAGCAUUUUGUGUGGACAGGGACGAGUGCUCAGGAGGCCCCAGCCCCUGCUCCCACACCUGCCUUAACGCACCCGGCCGCUUCUCCUGUGCCUGCCCGGCUGGCUUUGCCCUGGCCUGGGAUGACAGGAACUGCAGAGAUGUGGACGAGUGUGCGGGGGAUGCUCGCCUCUGCCGAGAGGGACAGCGCUGUGUGAACCUGCUCGGGUCCUACCGCUGCCUCCCCGACUGUGGGUCUGGCUUCCGGGUGGCUGCUGACGGAGCCAGCUGUGAAGAUGUGGACGAAUGCCUGGAGGGGUUGGACGACUGUCACUACAACCAGCUCUGCGAGAACACCCCAGGCGGUCACCACUGCAGCUGCCCCAGGGGCUACCGGAUGCAGGGCCCCAGCCUGCCCUGCCUAGAUGUCAAUGAGUGCCUGCAGCUGCCCAAGGCCUGCGCCUACCAGUGCCACAACCUCCAGGGCAGCUACCGCUGCCUGUGCCCCCCAGGCCAGACCCUCCUUCGCGACGGCAAGGCCUGCACCUCACUGGAGCGGAAUGGACAAAAUGUGACCGCUGUCAGCCACCGAGGCCCUCUAGUGCCCUGGCUGUGGCCCCGGGCCUCCAUCCCUGGUGGCUCCUACCACGCCUGGGUCUCUCUCCGGCCGGGUCCCGUGGCCCUGAGCAGUGUGGGCCGGGCCUGGUGCCCUCCUGGUUUCAUCAGGCAGAACGGAGUCUGCACAGACCUCGACGAGUGCCGGGUGAGGAACCUGUGUCAGCACGCCUGCCGCAACACUGAGGGCAGCUACCAGUGCCUGUGCCCCGCCGGCUACCGCCUGCUCCCCAGCGGGAAGAACUGCCAGGAUAUCAACGAGUGCGAAGAGGAGGACAUCGAGUGUGGACCCGGCCAGAUGUGCUUCAACACCCGCGGCAGCUCCCAGUGUGUGGACACACCCUGUCCUGCCACCUACCGGCAGGGCCCCAGCCCUGGGACGUGCUUCCGGCGCUGCUCGCAGGACUGCGACACCGGCGGCCCCUCCACGCUGCAGUACCGGCUGCUGCCGCUGCCCCUGGGCGUUCGCGCCCACCACGACGUGGCCCGCCUUGCCGCCUUCUCCGAGGCCGGCGUCCCAGCCAACCGCACCGAGCUCAGCGUGCUGGAGCCGGACCCGCGCAGCCCCUUCGCGCUGCGCCCGCUGCGCGCGGGCCUCGGCGCGGUCUACACCCGUCGCGCGCUCACCCGCUCUGGCCUCUACCGGCUCACCGUGCGCGCCGCGGCGCCACGCCACCAAAGCGUCUUCGUCCUGCUCAUCGCCGUGUCCCCCUACCCCUACUAAACGGGAGAGGGCAUUGGCGGCUGCCCCGGUGUGACCCCCGAGGAAGGGGGCCAGGAGGAGCUUGGUCCACGCCACCUGCUGUGGCAAGCGGAGCGUCAUCGUCUCUCGCCCCGUGCGUCAGCGAGACCUUGGGUCAACACGACCCUGCGCGCAGCCUUGACCCCCGACAGCGAGGACCUGAGCUCACAGAGGGAGGCGUCCGGGGCGGUCCUUGGGUGGCCAGGCCCGCAGGCAGGGCCCGGGGAAGCCUCCAGGUCUGAUCCGCCCCUCAGUGGGAGCGGGACAGGGACACAGGGCACCUGGACGCCCGGGGGAGGAGGCAGACUCCGCGUUGGGGGUGGCAGCAGCUAUCUGGCGGUGUCAUUCUGAACCCUGUUGCAAUAUAAAAAGAUUGCUUUUUUAAC